Cajanus cajan (pigeon pea) is the source of this 2089-nucleotide messenger RNA. RefSeq lists its product as uncharacterized. The record is from RefSeq and is a predicted model, not a curated record. Lineage: Eukaryota; Viridiplantae; Streptophyta; Magnoliopsida; Fabales; Fabaceae. Gene Ontology annotation, molecular function: protein binding.
CCCACACAAACCAAUUAACCAACACUUUAAAUCAAAGGCAAAGUUCCCUUAGCAAGCACCACCAAUUCUUAAUUCUAAAACAUCUCCAAAUGGCUGCACACACACUGAGCGAAGCCUUCACCUUGUUGUUCCUUCUCAUUUUCUCAUCUCUCACCUCAAUUUCGGAGCCAUGUCACGUGGUGGACCAAGAAGCAUUACUAGAAUUCAAGAGAAGAAUCACCUCUGCCCCUUGGAAGCUGCUACAUUCUUGGACACCCUCCUCUGACUGUUGCCACCAUUGGGAAGGCAUCGCAUGUGGUUCCACCGGCAGGGUCACAAACCUCACGCGUAACGGCCUAGUGUACGACGCUGACAUCCCCACAGAGACAUACAUGUCAGGAACGUUAUCACCUUACCUCGGAAACUUGUCUAGUUUGCAAGUUUUGGACCUUAGUGACCUUAACAAGUUGCAUGGUCCAAUACCUUCUGAGCUGGCCAAGUUAUCACACUUAAGGAAACUUUUUCUCCAUUCAAACAUGUUCACAGGUGGCAUACCAGCAUCAUUCGAAAGGCUUUCCCAUCUUGAGAGUUUGUACCUUGACAACAAUCGCUUAUCUGGUAAUGUUCCUUCUUCUGUCUUUGCCUCGUUGAAGUCUCUUUCGGAACUUGGUCUAUCUGGGAACAAGCUUUCUGGGAGGAUUCCUUCUUCCAUUGGAAGCAUGGUGUUUCUCACUAGGCUUGAUUUUCAUCAAAACAAUUUCCAUGGCAAUGUUCCUUCUAGCAUUGGCAAGCUUGUAAAUCUCAAGACAUUGGAUUUAUCUUAUAAUAAGAUUAGUGGAAGGAUUCCUGAGUCAAUUGGGGGUCUUUCAAAAUUGGUUAUACUAGAUCUGAUGUAUAAUAAUGUCACAGGAAGCCUCCCUUUUUCUAUUGGGGAUUUAAGUUCCUUGAAAUUUUUGAGGUUAUCAGAGAACAUUCUCACAGGAAUUUUGCCUUAUUCCAUUGGUAACCUCAAGAAUGUGCAAAGGCUAAUUCUCGAGAAUAAUAAAAUUACUGGGAAGUUACCUGCUACCAUUGGCCAUUUGACCAGCUUAACUGAUUUAUUUCUUGCAAACAAUAGAUUCAGUGGUGAAAUUCCACCUUCCUUUGGCAAUUUAAUCAACCUGGAAACAUUGGAUUUGUCUAGGAACCAACUUCGUGGUGCACUUCCACCUCAACUUACUAAACUUCAGAGUUUGCAAACCCUAGACUUGUCAUUCAACCCACUAGGACUAGGAAAAUUCCCCGAGUGGUUUUCCAAAUUGAGAGUUUUUCAGUUGAAAUUGGCUAAGACAGGGAUUAAAGGUGAACUCCCAAAGUGGCUAUCAUCGUCAUCAUUGGCAACCCUUGAUUUGUCAAGCAAUGCAUUAACGGGGAAAUUGCCUUGGUGGAUUGGAAACAUGACUCACCUUGCCUUCCUCAACUUGUCAAAUAACGAGUUUCAUUCAUCACUCCCAGUAGCAUUCAAGAACCUUUCUUCUCUGAUGGACCUUGACCUCCACUCCAAUAAGCUCACUGGCUCUCUCGAAGUUAUAUUUGAGAAAGAGGUUCAAUUUUCACUAGGGCAUUUCAACUCCAUUGACCUAUCCAACAACAAGUUUAGUGGUCCCAUCGAUGAGAACAUGGGAGAAAAGGCCUCAAUGAGUUCAAUCAGAGUCCUUGUAUUGUCACACAACCCAUUGGGAGGAUCUGUGCCAAAGUCAAUUGGGAAACUGAGAGGAUUGGAGAUUCUGGACCUUGAGGAUAGUGAGAUCACAGGGAAUAUACCUGAAGAACUUGGUGUUGUUGACACGUUAAGAAAGAUUAACCUUUCAAAGAACAAGUUAAGUGGCAACAUACCGGGGAAGGUCCUAAAUUUGAAGAGGCUUGAAGAGUUCGAUGUGUCAAGGAACCAACUCAGAGGGAGGAUCCCUCCACAUAAGGCUAUGUUCCCAAUAUCAGCUUUUGUCGGUAAUCGUGGAUUGUGUGGGCCACCACUUCCUCCUUGUAAACUUUAUAUUUAGAUAAUUUUCUGAAUUAGUACUUCUGGAGGAAAAGUAUACAAAAUAAAAAUAAAUGAAGUAAUUUUUGUUUG